AUGGCCAAAAUCUGCACAAAGCGAUCCUACCCCGCCCAGCAGCACCUCCCUGCCUGUCCUUCUGCAGACGAUCUGGAACAGGUUGAGCAUGGCAUCAGCAGAGUGCACUCCCUCUGUGAGGACACCUCCUCUGACCUCCAGGGGGUCGUCUCCGUGGCAGCCAGCAGGUUGCAGGUGUCCCGCAGUGCUUCCUUCACAGGGUCUGGAGGCAUGGCCAGGCUCUCCCACUUCAUCCUGAUGCUGAGGAACUGGGCAUCCCAUAGGCUCCGCCGUGAGACAGAGAGGCCUGACUCCUUCCUGGAGCGCUUCCGUGGCCCGGAGCUCAAGGAGGUGUCCAGCCACGACAGCAACGUCCAGUCCUCCCUGGGGAUCCCAGAGGGGCCACGCAAGAGGAGUCGUAUCGGUCACUGGCCGCUGGCUACACUCAAUUUCAACAACUGCAACAACACAGACGACAAAAAAGAGGAGAAGAAGGAAGAAAAAAAGGAUGAAAAGAAAGAAGAGAAAAAAGAGGACAAAAAGGAUGAGAAGAAAGACGAAAAGAAGGAUGAAAAAAAGGAUGGGGACAAGAAGGACGAGAAGAAAGAUGACAAAAAGGAUGACAAAAAGGAUGAUAAGAAAGAUGACAAAAAGAAAGAAGAGCCACAGAAGGAGGUAUGGAUUAUGGACCCGGCUACAGACCAGUACUACCGUUGGCUCAUGGUGAUUGCCAUUCCUGCCAUGUAUAACUUGAUGAUGCUUGUGACCAGGGCCUGUUUUAAUGAGCUCCAGAACACAUUCACCACAUUAUGGGUAAUUCUGGAUUAUUCCUCUGAUGCCAUCUAUUACUUGGACACGUUCGUCAGAUCGAGAACAGGUUUUCUAGAGCAAGGAUUGCUUGUAAAAGAUCCAAAGAAACUGAGAGAUAACUACAAAAAGACCCAGCAGUUCAGAUUUGAUGUCAUCUCAAUAUUGCCAACGGACAUCAUCAUGCUGAAAGUUGGCUUCAACAAUCCUGAGCUAAGGUUUAACCGCCUCUUCAGAAUCUCACGCCUUUUUGAGUUCUUCGACCGGACAGAAACCAGAACCAACUACCCCAACAUCUUCCGAAUCAGCAACCUCGUCCUGUACAUCCUCAUCAUCAUCCACUGGAACGCCUGCAUCUUCUUCGCCAUCUCUAAGACCCUUGGCUUUGGCACGGACACCUGGGUGUACCCAAACAUUAGCCACCCUGAGUAUGGCCGCCUGGCCCGUAAGUACAUCUACUGCCUCUACUGGUCCACGCUCACCCUCACUACCAUCGGUGAGACGCCCCCUCCUGUCAAGGACGUUGAGUACCUGUUUGUGGUCUGUGACUUCCUCAUCGGCGUGCUGAUCUUCGCUACCAUCGUCGGUAACGUCGGUGCCAUGAUCUCCAACAUGAACGCCACCCGCGCCGAGUUUCAGGCUAAGAUCGACUCCAUCAAGCAGUACAUGCAGUUCCGUAAGGUCAGCAAGGACCUGGAGGCCAGGGUCAUCAAGUGGUUCGACUACCUGUGGACCAACAAGAAGACCUGCGAUGAGAAGGAGGUGCUGAAGAACCUGCCGGACAAGCUGCGGGCCGAGAUUGCCAUCAAUGUCCACCUGGACACACUAAAGAAGGUGCGUAUCUUCCAGGACUGCGAGGCGGGCCUGCUGAUAGAGCUGGUGCUCAAGCUGCAGCCACAGGUGUUCAGUCCUGGGGACUACAUCUGCAAGAAGGGCGACAUCGGCCGGGAGAUGUACAUCAUCAAGGAAGGCAAGCUGGCGGUGGUGGCGGAUGAUGGUGUGACCCAGUUUGUGGUGCUCAGCGACGGUGCGUACUUCGGCGAGAUCAGCAUCCUCGGGAUCAAGGGCAGUAAAGCCGGCAACAGGAGAACGGCCAACAUCCGCAGCGUAGGCUACUCCGACCUCUUCGCCCUCUCCAAGGAUGACCUAAUGGAGGCCCUCACUGAGUACCCGGAUGCCAAGAAGGCCCUGGAGGAGAAGGGGAGGGCCAUCCUGAUGAAGGACAACCUGAUCGACGAGUCGGUGGCCAACGCUGGCGCCGACCCCAAGGACCUGGAGGAGAAGAUCAACCACCUGUCGAGCAACCUGGACAUCAUGCAGACCAAGUUCGCCAAGCUGAUGGCCGAGUACACAGCCAGCCAGUGCAAACUCAAGCAGAGGCUGACCAACAUGGAGGCCCAGGUCAAGACCCUGAGGGUGGAAGAUCUGUCAGAGGUCAUUGAGGACAAAAAGGACAAAUAG
Messenger RNA from Megalops cyprinoides (Indo-Pacific tarpon), 2247 nucleotides. RefSeq names its product cyclic nucleotide gated channel subunit alpha 3a (gene cnga3a). Gene Ontology annotation, cellular component: intracellular cyclic nucleotide activated cation channel complex; plasma membrane. Gene Ontology annotation, biological process: monoatomic cation transmembrane transport. Lineage: Eukaryota; Metazoa; Chordata; Actinopteri; Elopiformes; Megalopidae. Bases 1 to 2247 code for a protein of 748 amino acids. The record is from RefSeq and is a predicted model, not a curated record. The transcript is spliced from 8 exons. Gene Ontology annotation, molecular function: cGMP binding; intracellularly cAMP-activated cation channel activity; intracellularly cGMP-activated cation channel activity.